This is a messenger RNA of Photinus pyralis (common eastern firefly), 2928 nucleotides long. RefSeq names its product hemicentin-2-like. The transcript has 14 exons. Bases 130 to 2772 code for a protein of 880 amino acids. Gene Ontology annotation, molecular function: protein binding. Lineage: Eukaryota; Metazoa; Arthropoda; Insecta; Coleoptera; Lampyridae. The record is from RefSeq and is a predicted model, not a curated record.
UCCAAUCGUCCGUCGUUCAUGGCGUUGAAACAAUUGACAGUUUUCGAAUUCGUGUUCGAAAAGACGUGCGCUGAAUUCAUUACAUUCGAUUUCGGGUGGUAAUUAAGUUGCGAGGCGCCACCUUACGAAAUGCAUUUAGCGCGCGGUUAUAAAACUUUUUUCUCUUUUAUUAAAUGUGUUUUUCGGCUGUAUAUUUUAUGUGGACUUUGUAGCAAAACAUGUUUUGCCGAAUUAGAUAUUGACACUGGAAAAAUGGUGUACUCUGUAGAGACAGUGUUAGGAACGUCUGUCAAUCUACCGUGCGAUAUAACUCCACCCGAAGCGAAAGACAAAAUGCAUAUACUGAUUUGGUAUAAGGAUAAAGUGCCAAUUUACACCUUCGACUCGCGUGGAAAGAAGCUGGAACAAGGGAAGCAUUGGUCUAUUGAAUCACUGAGUGACAGAACAGGCUUCAAAUUUCAAGAUGAUGUCGCAAAAUUGUCUUUAAGCAAUGCGAGAGAAUCCGACGAGGGAAGUUAUCAGUGCCGUGUGGAUUUCAGACGAAGUCCCACACGAAAUGUGCUUGUAAAUGUCACUGUAAUCAUUCCUCCAGAAAAAGUAAUAAUACUAAACGAAAAAGGUGUCCAAAUCCCUCACUACAUCUUAGGGCCCUACAAUGAAGGCGAAACGAUCAAUAUUACCUGUGUAGCUACGGGAGGAAGGCCUUUACCCAAAGUGACAUGGUGGCAGGAAAAUGCUCUAUUGGACGGAUCCUAUGAUUAUUUAUCGGAAAGAAAAGUCCAGAAUGUACUCCACAUCAAACGCCUGGAGCGGAAAGAUUUGCAUACCGUAUUUACCUGCCAGGCAUCUAAUAACAAUUUAAUUGCGCCAAUUUCUAGUUCGGUGACUCUUGACAUGAAUCUUCGACCACUUUGGGUAAAGUUAUUGGGUAAAAACAAGCCGCUUUCGGCCGAUAACACAUACGAGCUAAGCUGUCAAGUGGUCGGCUCGAGACCCAGUCCUACGAUCACUUGGUGGAAAGGAGGCGUGCAAAUUACAGACACCAGGGAAACUACGAGCCCUGAUAGUAACGCAACUACGAGCGUUUUAACAUUCACCCCUUCAGCAGACGACGGUGGGAAGUAUCUCUCGUGUAAAGGCCAACAAUCGCUUAUAUUAAGUAGUGCAAUUGAAGAUGGGUGGAGAUUGGAAAUUUAUCACGUCCCUGUCGUAACCUUGGAGCUGGGUAGUAACUUAAAUGCCCUGACAAUCAGAGAAGGUUCCGAUGUUUAUUUUGAAUGUAAUAUUAAAUCAAACCCUUGGGUCUACAAAGUUAGCUGGAGGCAUAACGGACAAAUGCUUUAUAACAAUGGCGCUAGUGGAACAAUUGUGAGUAAUCAAAGUUUGGUGCUGCAGAGUAUUAGCAAGGCAAGAGCGGGGAGCUAUACGUGUAUAGGGAGUAAUCGGGAGGGUGAUGGGGAAAGCAACGUGGUGAAAUUAGACGUUAAAUUUGCUCCGAUUUGUAAAUCAGGCCAGCAGAGGGUAUACAACGUAGCUCGUCACGAAGGCGUCUCAAUUAACUGCGAAGUUGAGGCUAAUCCCACUAACACACAAUUUGUAUGGAAGUUUAAUAACAGCGACAAUCAAGCAUUAGUGCUAGACAUGCCUCAGAGUCUUAUAACUACCAAUAAAACUACCAGUAAGCUGUUUUACACCCCAAUGACCGAACAUGAUUACGGCACGCUUCUUUGUAAAGGUGUAAAUAACAUCGGCAUUCAAAAGGAACCUUGCGUUUUUUAUAUAAAUCCCGCCGGCAAACCGGAUCCCCUAUCAAAUUGCACGGUUGUCAAUCAAACCGGCGAUUCCGUGCAAGUUGCAUGCGUCGAGGGAUUUAAUGGUGGGCUGCAGCAAACAUUUGUCCUAGAAGUGUACGAUUUUUAUCUGGACAAAUUGAUUAGUAACAUAUCCUCCAACCGACCCGAAUUCUUCGCCGGCGGACUGAAAUCCGGUAGAAAAUUAAACCUUAUUAUUUACGCUUCCAAUAAAAAAGGGCGGAGCGAGUUGAGAAGCGUUCAGACCGCUACCUUAAAAUCCUUGGAAGAAUUCACAGCAAUCGCAAAUCCUUUCCAGCAGCUGACUCCGAUAUUGGGGGCUUUAAUUGGUUUAGUGCUGACCCUUAUUUUAAUAGCGACGGUAAUAGUGAUUAUUAUUCGCGUACGAGGUGGAGAAGAAGACGAUAAAAAUUAUAACAGAAGCAUCGCCGAUUCGGGUAGUGUGCUUCUGAAUGGAACCAGCAAAAAUACCAGCUCGGAAUUGUUGCGAACGGAAGUGAAUAGUAGCGUGAAUAGCUUAGAGGAGAAGAACCCCGAUAUCAUUCCGCAUAAUAACGCAGAUGAUGAGUAUCUCGAAGAGGAGCGUGCUUUUGAAGCUUUAGGUACGCCACAAACGAGGACGUACCUUCGGAUUCCCGCACCUACUUUACAGGGGGAGCCGAAUUUUGUGAAAACGGACCCGCAAAGCGUUUCCCACAAAUACCACACAAUUCAACGAGAGCCGAGUCAACAGCCCUUCAGCUCCCCUCGGUCUUUGCAAAGAAUGCCACUCUACCAUCAAUUACCAGCAUAUAUUCCACGACACGCCACCGAGAACCAGUACGACUACGACACUUACAUCUCAUCUGCCACCCCUCUGAUCUCCCGAGAAAACAACAUUAUUAAAACUGGACUUACACCACUCACCUCUCGGCGUUCAGCGCCGAACAAUUCACAAUCUCACACCAUGACCCGAUUUUGAUUAAUAUCAUGCUAAGCCAUUACGUGAUCUGUGAUAUAGUGUUAAGAUUGUAAGCCAAUACGCGAAAGACUGACUGGCUCCGUACUGUUCUUGUAUGCAGAUGUAAUUAUUAUAUGUAGAGACUUUAUAUUUUUCAUAAGUAAAUCUAUAUGUAUA